CCAUGGAGACCGUGGAGCAUCCCAUCAGGAUGGACGUCGAUCCGGAGGAGACUCUGUGGUUUACUCAACAAGGUGGCGCCCGCUAACGUCGACCGCAUCGCUGAUCACUUCGCUGCCUUAGCCAUCAAUCUAGGUAGAUCAGGGGAUGUAAAAAGUGUUGAAGCGGGGGGCCAGAUGAUCGUACAUCGAUGUACGGUAGACCCAACGCGGAUCGGGCUCUAUGCAAAGCUGGUGCAGAGAGCGGCUGACGCACUAGAGGGGGAAAGCCUCGCUUGGCGAAGCGUGGACCCAUACCAUCUCGACGACCCUGCGACCUCCCUGCCAGCAGCAGUACAA
This is a messenger RNA of Dichomitus squalens LYAD-421 SS1, 336 nucleotides long. RefSeq lists its product as uncharacterized. The record is from RefSeq and is a predicted model, not a curated record. Lineage: Eukaryota; Fungi; Basidiomycota; Agaricomycetes; Polyporales; Polyporaceae. The transcript has a single exon. The annotation marks the transcript as partial.